Molecule: messenger RNA, 2190 nt
Organism: Suillus bovinus
Lineage: Eukaryota; Fungi; Basidiomycota; Agaricomycetes; Boletales; Suillaceae
Exons: 17
Coding region: 1-2190 (729 amino acids)
Biological process (GO): double-strand break repair via nonhomologous end joining
Cellular component (GO): nucleus
Molecular function (GO): DNA-directed DNA polymerase activity; DNA binding
Source: RefSeq, a predicted model, not a curated record
AUGCUCAGUCCACAGUCAGAGUUACUAGAACUCUCAGCCGCCAGUACCAGCAAUAUCACAAGUCCCAGUAAUUCCCCCCUUGGAGCAUCACGCCACUCGAGUAUCCCAGCUUCGUUACCAUCAGAUCCAGAGGGCAUUCCAUCCUCAUCUAGAGUGCCAGACGUUAAAUAUUCAAAGGCCCGGAAGACUGUGAGCAGCUCAAGGAACAAAACCAAUGAUUCAAAGCAAAAUAAAGACAAAAAGAGCAAAGGAAAACCAGCGCUCGUUACUCCUUUCGAAUAUGCGCAGAAGUUGAAUCUUGACUUGCCAAAGAAGCGCAAGUCCGAUUACCUCAAGGGCAAGCAAAUAUUGUAUGUGGGUGGGGAUAUGCAGUAUGCAGGCGUCCAGACACGUGGUCGUAUGGACUAUAUUGUCAAGCAUGGCGGCACCUUGGUACCAUUGUACGACCCUACCACCGUGACUCACAUCGUGACGGAUGCGACGACUCGCCCGACACUGAAAGCCCUCGGACUAAAGUCGUUGAAAGAGAUCCCUGAUAAUAUUCCAACGGUCACUUGGAGUUGGGUGAUAUCCGGGUACGGUCGUUUGGGCUACAAGCUCAAGGGCAAACGCGACGAGGAAGCAAAUGAUACGAAAGGCAAGGCUAAUGCCACAGAUGAUGAUGAAAGUCUUCUCGAUUUCGAAUUCUUACACGCGGCAUUCCCUCAACGCAUCCAUGCCGGUAGAAGCUGGCAGAAGAGAGGACAGGGAAAACUGGUUCAAGAAAAAGGCCAAGUAAGUACCGCUGCAAACGACCUUAAUGGAGAUUUCAGCCGCAUUUCUUCCUUCACUGAAGAUCGAACUGAAAAUCAACAGGAUCUAGCGCCAAAGCUAGUCGUUCUUCCUCCUGCACCUCUUACAUUCGUUCCCACUCGGAAAACAUCAAGUACAACCCAUAAUAAUUACCAAAGCAAUCACAUCCACAAGCCACGUUCUAAUACAGAUGAUCCUCUUGCUGAGUUUUAUGAGAAGGCCAGGGCUGAACGAGAUCAAGCUGUGAAUUUUGAACAGAGCGAGACCGACGAGAGCGAUCAAGAAGAUUUUUUUUCGAGACCAGCACAGGUCCUAAAGCGCGGUUUUACGUGUGACCGAAAGGAACCUGAGCAGCGCGAAUGCGUGAAUCAAGAUAUCAUUGAAAAGUUGGAGGAACUUAUGGAGUUACACAAGGCAAAACUAGGUGAAGAUGAUCAUUGGCGAGUGUACAGCUACUCGAAAUGUAUCCGUGCUUUGCGCAAUUAUCCAAAGAAAAUCAAAUCAUUCAACGAGGCGCGGUCAAUCAACGGCGUCGGCGAGAAGACUGCCCGAAAGAUUAUGGAAAUCAUCGAAACUGGUGAUUUGAGACGCAUCAGCUACGAAAAAACGGAUGAUGUCGAAGCCAUUAACUUAUUUCAGGGGAUAUAUGGAGUCGGUAUGGAAAGUCGACAAAUAGCUCGCAUGUGGUAUAAUAACGGAUGCCGGACGCUAGAUGAUGUUCGAGCUCGGAAAGGUGGCAUCAAGUUAUCUCAGGUGCAAGAAGUUGGUUUAAAAUUCUACGAUGAUAUCAAUGAUAGAAUGCCACGCAGUGAAGCAGAGAGUAUCUUCAAUUUGAUUAAACCCAUUGCUCUCGAGCUCGACGAGCAUCUUUACAUUGAUAUCAUGGGUAGUUUCAGAAGGGGCAAAGCUACUUGUGGCGACAUUGAUAUUCUAGUGACCCGACCAACCUCAGAUGGGAUGACACAUGCAGGUGAACGUUUUUGUCUUCUUCCGGAGCUGCUUGCCCGUCUGCAUGCUGCAAAGAUCCUGACAGAGGAUUUAGCAUUGCCUGAUGAUUUUUCCGCUCUUGAAUUAUGUUAUCGUGGAUUGUGUAAACGGCCCGAACCAGACUCAAAGCGUCGACGCAUCGAUAUCUUGUGUGUUCCUUGGGAGAACCGAGGAGCAGCCCUCCUUUACUACACGGGUGACGAUAUCUUCAAUCGGGCCAUGAGGAUGAAGGCGAAUGUUCUCGGGUAUUCUCUCAACCAACGAGGGUUGUAUGCAGGUGUGGUUCGGGACCCCCGGAACAGACGUGUCAAGAUUUCUGCAGGUAACAUUGUUGCGUCUGAGACAGAAGAAGAAAUAUUUAAAAUUCUAGGGGUGCCAUGGCAAGAGGCGCAUGAACGUGUACGGGGUUGA